AUGCUCGCUUUUCUCAUUUUCAGCAUAUCGUUGGUCUCAGCCCUCAGUGUUCCCAACACAUUACCGCAAGGAUGGAGCUAUAGUGGCUGUUACACAGAUGUUGGCCGUACGAUCAAUGCGGAUUACACAGCAAGCAAACAAAUGACAGCCCAGUCAUGCAUCUCGUACUGCUCGUCCAAGGGAUAUCCGUUUGCGGGCACAGAAUACUAUAACGAAUGCUACUGCGGUACGAAACUGACAACUGGCGCGGCCAAGGUUGCAGACACCGAUUGCAACACGGCUUGCUCUGGCGAUAACACGCAACCCUGCGGCGGUGGCAAUCGUCUUAGCCUCUUCAACAAUUCGAAUAUUCAAGGACCACAGCCGAACACGGGGAUUCAGAACUGGACACACAUCGGCUGUUAUACGGAGGGGCAAAAUGGCCGAGCCCUGGGAUACAAAGCAAAUAUCGCCGUCGACCAGGUCAGCGGUGCCAACUGCACAGCGGCUUGCAAGACAGCUGGCUUUAUUCUCGCUGGGACGGAGUAUUCGGGAGAGUGCUACUGCGGCAACACCAUCGCCAACAAUGCCACCCUGGCUAUAGACGGUUGCGUCAUGCUCUGCAACGCCAACAAGACGGAAGUAUGUGGUGGUGCAAACCGCUUGAAUAUUUACGACUUCAACAUGACGUAUCCGGUGACACUCAGCAGUAGCAGUAGCGGUUCAUCCUCACCUCUCACCUCUACUGCCACUUCUUCUGCACUAUCAAGCACGCUCACGACUGCAACCGCUGCUUCUACGACGUCAAGCACGAGCUUGGUUGCGGCUUUUUCGUCUAGCCAGACCCAAAACACGGAGACUGUACCUCAAAUAUCCAGCCAGACUCAGAAUACAGGGAGUAUACCUCAAGCGUCUAGCCAGACUCAGAACACAGGAAGUUUACCUCAAACGUCGGCAACGGUGGCCGGUACACUCAGCACGGAUUCCUCGUCAACGUCGACAUCAGACUCUACAGCCGUGCCAUCUACCGAAACUCCGUCUAGUGUGGAUACAUUAUCAAUAGCUACCACAAUUUCCACCGUCAUCUCUUCAAGUCAGUCGCCAUCUGGAGCAUCCUCCUCAUCAACGGCUACUUCAGCCUCAGUAGUUGUCAAUCAAGCCCUAGCCACUACAGCUUCCACGUCUGCAGCUUCUGCAACGCCUACGGCGCCGAGCCAGCCAAAGACAAUCAGCAAUUACAACUUGUACGGAUGUCAAACCGAAGCGACCAACGCCAGGGCGCUAUCCGCGUUUAGCUAUGUCAAUGACACCAUGACGCUGGAAUCCUGCCAGGCGUUCUGCAGCGCCAAGGGCUCCACGUACUUUGGCACCGAAUAUGGACGUGAGUGCUACUGUGGAGAGAGCUUUGGGUCGGGUUCGGUCGCUGCGCCGGCGUCUGACUGCACGCAACUAUGUGCCGGAAACAAAUUUGAAUACUGCGGCAACGGCAACCGCCUGUCAGUGUACGUCAAGAAUGGUACAGUCAUUGUCAGCAGCCUCAGCAGUGCAGGAGGCUCGACGACAUCCACUGGAAUUGCUUCAGGUACCAACACUCCGGCGGCGGCGACUGGUUUUCCCAAGGGCUGGACAAGCCAGGGUUGUUGGCAAGAUGGACCAAAUGGCCGGAUCAUGCCCACCUAUCAAGACCCUGACAAUAAGGCACUCACUCCCCAGUCUUGUGCUCAAACUUGUUUCAGCAAGGGCUACAAUAUCUCCGGGACAGAGUAUUACUCACAGUGUUUUUGCAGCAAUGCCAUCUACAAUGGGGGCAAAGCGUCAGCUGAUCAAACAAAGUGCAAUACGCCAUGCUCAGGAGACAGCAAGUCCAUGUGCGGCGGCGCUGGUUAUUUGAGUAUAGUGUCCAACGGGACUCCCCCAACCUUUCAACCCCCUGUCCCCCAGACAAGUGGCCUCAACAAUAGCUGGACAUACCAAGGAUGCUUUCCCGACAACCUGAACAAUAAGCGGACUCUUCCGUGGCAGCUCCUGUUUCCAGGCACAUUGACUCCCUCUCAGUGUUUAUACCAAUGCAGUCAGUUUGGCUACAUGGCUGCCGGUCUCGAGUAUGGACAAGAAUGCUAUUGCGGCGAUCCCGUUGACCUUGCCAAUGCCGGCGCAACCAAGCAGCCCGAGACAGACUGCAAUCUUGCCUGUGCUGGAAAUGCUUCUGCCAUCUGUGGCGGCGGUUCCCGUCUGUCAACGUACUUCUGGACCGGCAAACAACCGCUUUGGCAGUUCUCCUACCCGACUGGAAACAAUGCGGGAAUAUAUUCAAACCUAGUCGGCGGUGUCGUCACUCCUCUAAUGACCAUGCAGUCCAUCACUGGAAAGGUUACUUUCCUUGAAAAAGGAGGCACCGGAGCAGCAAAUAGUACAGGAGCGUACGAGCUCGACUUGACUUACGGAGACCGAUGGAAGGCGUGGAGAGAAAUGCACGUCAAGACUGACAUUUUCUGUUCCGCCGGCCUGAUACUCCCAGACAAGGCGGCCAGACAGCUCACGAUCGGUGGUUGGUCUUUAGAUUCAACCUACGGCGUCCGCCUAUACUGGCCAGAUGGAUCCCCAGGCGUUAAUGGCACCAAUGACUGGGAGGAAGAUGUCAAUAAUCUCAGACUUCAGAAUGGUCGCUGGUAUCCUUCCGCCAUGGGCAUGGCCAAUGGGUCUAUCCUCGUGAUUGGCGGCGAAGAGGGCUCGAACGGAGCGGCUGUACCUACGCUGGAGAUUCUCCCUGCUACGGGCGGAAAGCCUUUGACUAUGGACUGGCUGGCUCGGACUGAUCCAAACAAUCUAUACCCAUUUGCCGCCGUGCUUCCCGGUGGUGGCAUCUUUGUGGGUUACUGGAACGAAGCCCUCAUCAUGAACGAGAACACCUUUGCCACCACUAAACAACUGCCCAACAUGCCCGGUGCAGUCAACGAUCCAAAGGGCGGGCGCACAUAUCCCCUUGAAGGCACGGCUGUCCUCCUUCCACAAUACGCACCCUACACUGACCCUCUGGGCAUCCUCAUGUGCGGCGGCUCAACGCCCGGAGCCGGCCUGGCCCUGGACAAUUGCGUCUCCAUCCAGCCGGAGGUGCCCAACGCCAGCUGGACACUCGAGCGCAUGCCAUCCAAACGCGUCAUGACCUGCAUGGCUCCGCUCCCCGACGGCACCUACCUCAUCGCCAACGGCGCACGCCAGGGCGUCGCCGGCUUCGGCCUGGCCACGGACCCCAACCUCAACGCUGUGCUUUACGACCCCCGCAAGCCCGUCGGCGCUCGCAUGUCUGUCAUGGCCAACACCACGGUGGCGCGCCUGUACCACAGCGAAGCCAUUACGCUGCUCGAUGGCCGCGUGCUCAUCACCGGCUCGGAUCCCCAGGACGGCGUCCACCCCGAAGAGAUGCGCGUCGAGGUGUUUACACCGCCUUACCUCCUCAGCGGUCUGCCGCGACCCAGCUUCACCGUUGCCAGCAAGGACUGGGCCUACGGAGCCGUGGUCUCCUUUGCGCUUGGCGCCGCCGCCAGAAACGGGGCCAUUCGCGUCUCUCUCCUGGGUGCCGUGUCGAGCACGCACGGCAACUCGAUGGGCGCCCGGACGCUCUUCCCGGCCGUGUCUUGUACGGGUACCUCAUGCACUGUUACGGCGCCGCCGGGAGCCCACGUUGCGCCGCCCGGGUGGUAUCAGAUGUUUGUUCUUGAUGGUGAUGUCCCGGCUGUUGGUAUCUAUGUCCGGAUUGGUGGUGAUCCGGCCAAGAUUGGGAAUUGGCCACCAGGGAACUUUAAGCGUCCGGGUGUGUAA
Messenger RNA from Pestalotiopsis fici W106-1, 3798 nucleotides. RefSeq lists its product as uncharacterized. The transcript has 7 exons. Lineage: Eukaryota; Fungi; Ascomycota; Sordariomycetes; Amphisphaeriales; Sporocadaceae. The coding region runs from base 1 to 3798 and encodes 1265 amino acids. The record is from RefSeq and is a predicted model, not a curated record.